CCUUUCCGCCGGAAGUUGGUGUCCGAGUCUCCACGUGCCGUUCCUCCCCCUCCCCACCCGGCCCUGUAGCGGCGGCGGCUCCUCGGCUGCUGCCAUGGAGCCUGCGGAACUGGAACAGAUCCUAAAGGAGCUACUGCUGCCGGACACCGAGCGCAUCCGCCGAGCUACGGAGCGGCUCCAGCUCGCCCUUCGGGACCCUUCUGCCUUGCCUGCGCUCUGCGACCUGUUGGCCUCAGCGACCGACCCUCAGAUCCGCCAGUUUGCAGCGGUUCUGACCCGCAGAAGGCUGAGCACCCGCUGGCGACGCUUGCCACCUGAGCAACGGGAGAGCCUCAAGUCCCUGGUCCUGACAGCCCUGCAGAAGGAGACAGAGCAUUAUGUGAGUGUCAGCUUGGCCCAGCUCUCAGCCACCAUUUUUCGAAAGGAAGGCCUGGAAGCCUGGCCUCAGUUCAUGCGCCUUCUCCAGCACAGUACUCACAGUACCCACAGCCCGGAGAAAGAGGUGGGACUUCUGCUGCUGAGUGUGGUAGUAUCCUCCCAGCCUGAGGCAUUCCACCCCCACCAGCGGGAGCUUCUUCAGCUUCUGCUCGAGACCCUUGGUGAAGGAGGCUUCCCCGGGGUGCUCUUCUACUCCCUGCGCACUCUGACUGCCUUGGCCCCCUACCUCAGGACUGAUGAUGUGCCUCUUGCACGGAUGUUGGUGCCCAAAGUCAUUAUGGCGGUGAGGACUCUGAUCCCUGUAGAUGAGGUAAAGGCCUGUGAGGCCCUGGAGGCCCUGGAUGAACUGCUGGAGUCAGAGUUGCCUAUCAUCACUCCCCACCUCUCUGAGGUCCUCACAUUCUGCCUGGAGGUGGCUAAGAAUGUGGCCCUUGGCGAUACACUUCGUGUUCGUAUUCUUUGCUGCCUGACUUUCUUGGUCAAAGUCAAAAGUAAGGCCUUGCUGAAGAACCGCCUCCUGCCUCCCCUGCUGCAUGACCUUUUCCCUAUUAUGGCUGCUGAGCCACCUAUAGGCCAGCUGGACCCUGAAGACCAAGAUUCUGAUGAUGAUGACUUGGAGAUUGGGCUGAUGGGGGAAACUCCCAAGCACUUUGCAGUGCAGGUUGUGGAUAUGCUGUCACUACACCUUCCUCCGGAGAAGCUCUGUCCCCAUGUGAUGCCCAUGCUGGAAGAAGCCUUUCAGAGUGAGGCCCCAUACCAGCGCAAAGCAGCGUUCCUGGUGUUGGCUGUCCUAUCUGAUGGUGCUGGUGACCACAUCAGGCAAAGACUGCUGUCCCCACUGCUGCAGAUCGUGUGCAAGGGCCUGGAUGACCCCUCACAGGUUGUUCGAAAUGCUGCUUUGUUUGCCCUGGGGCAGUUUUCAGAGAACUUGCAGCCCCAUAUCAGCAGCUAUUCAGAGGAGGUGAUGCCAUUGCUCCUUGCCUACCUGAAGUCAGUGCCUAUGGGGCACACACACCACCUGGCCAAGGCCUGCUAUGCCCUGGAGAACUUUGUGGAGAACCUAGGGCCCAAAGUGCAGCCCUACAUUCCGGAGCUUAUGGAUUGUAUGCUGCAACCUCUGAGGAACCCCAGCAAACCCCGGACCAAGGAGCUAGCCGUGAGCGCCAUAGGGGCCAUUGCCACAGCUGCCCAAGACUCCCUGCUGCCCUACUUCCCCACCAUCAUGGAGCAUAUCCGGGAAUUCCUGUUGACGGGCCACGAAGACCAUCAGCUUGUGCAGAUCCAGAGCCUGGAGACCCUGGGAGUGCUGGCCCGAGCUCUGGGAGAAGCCAUGAAGCCCCUGGCUGAGGAAUGCUGUCAGCUGGGGCUGGGGUUAUGCAGCCAUAUAGAUGACCCUGACUUGCGGCGCUGCACGUACAGCCUGUUUGCAGCCUUAUCAGGGUUAAUGGGAGAGAACCUGGGACCCUACCUGUCUCAAAUUACCACGCUCAUGCUGUUGUCACUGCGUUCCACCGAGGGCAUUGUGCCCCAGUAUGAUGGCAUCAACUCCUUCCUUCUAUUUGACGAUGACAGCGAAGCAGAAGAAGAGGAGGAUCUCAUGGAUGAGGAUAUGGAAGAGGAAGAGGAGGAGGAAGAGGACUCUGAGAUCUCGGGGUACAGUGUGGAGAAUGCCUUCUUUGAUGAGAAAGAAGAUACUUGCACUGCCCUGGGGGAGAUCUCUUUGAACACCAGUGUGGCCUUCCUCCCAUACAUGGAUUCUGUCUUUGAUGAAGUAUUCAAACUGCUGGAGUGUCCUCAUCUGAAUGUGCGGAAAGCAGCUCAUGAAGCUCUGGGACAGUUCUGCUGUGCGCUGCAUCAGGCCUGUCAGAGAAGCCCUUCAGAACCCAACAAUGCUGCUCUGCAGCGCUCCUUGGCUCGAUUGCUACCGUCUUACAUACAGGCUGUGAAAACAGAAAGGGAACGGCCAGUGGUGAUGGCAGUGCUGGAGGCCCUGACGAAGGUGCUGUGCACCUGUGGGGCUCUCGCGCUGCAGCCGGCUGGGCGCCUCAGUGAGCUCUGCGCCAUGCUCAAGACUGUGCUGCAGAAGAAGACAGCCUGUCAGAACUCUGAGGAUGAUGAUGAUGAUGAUGAUGACGACGAACAGGCAGAGUAUGAUGCCAUGUUACUCGAGCAUGCUGGAGAGGCCAUUCCUGCCCUGGCCGCUGCGGCUGGAGGACAUGCCUUCGCUCCGUUCUUCGCCAAUUUCUUGCCAUUGUUACUGUGUAAGACGAAACAGAGCUGUACAGUGGCAGAGAAGUCCUUUGCAGUAGGAACCCUGGCAGAGUCCAUACAGGGUCUGGGAGCUGCCUCAGCCCAGUUUGUGUCUCGGCUAUUCCCUGUGCUGUUAAACACUUCCCGGGAAGCAGACCCUGAGGUGCGGAGCAAUGCUAUCUUUGGGCUGGGCUUACUUGCAGAGCAUGGGGGCUGCCCUGCUCAGGAUCACUUCCCUAAGCUACUGGGCCUCCUUUUGCCCCUCCUGGCAAGGGAGCGACAUGAUCGAGUCCGUGAUAAUAUCUGUGGGGCGCUUGCCCGUCUGCUGAUGGCCAGUCCAGCAAGAAAAGCUGAGCCCCAGGUGCUGGCUACCCUGCUACAUGCCCUGCCACUGAAGGAAGACAUGGAGGAGUGGAUCACUAUAGGUCGUCUCUUCAGCUUCCUGCACCAGAACAGCCCUGAGCAGGUUGUUGAUGUGGCUCCGGAGCUCCUGCGUAUCUGCAGCCUGAUUCUAGCAGACAACAGGAUCCCGCCAGACACCAAGGCGGCACUGCUGCUGCUCCUGACGUUCCUGGCCAAACAGCACACCGACAGCUUCCAUGCAGCCCUGGGCUCGCUGCCUGCUGAUAAAGCUCAGGAACUUCAGUCCAUGAUGGGCCUCACUUAGACUAUAGGCCACAGCUGGGCCAGAGGGCCCAAAGAGUACCAGUCAGUCCAGGUACAGCUGCCCUUACCAAAGACUCUGUCCACUGGAAGUCAACCAUGCUUGCUGUCUUAACAGGGGUGUCUCUGGGGCUGGAUCUGUUACAAGCAGAGCUGUGACAUCAUACUGUAAUAAAGGCAGCUUGUUUUCUGCUUGGAUGCUA
Molecule: messenger RNA, 3554 nt
Organism: Meriones unguiculatus (Mongolian gerbil)
Lineage: Eukaryota; Metazoa; Chordata; Mammalia; Rodentia; Muridae
Gene: Ipo4
Product: importin 4
Exons: 30
Coding region: 95-3355 (1086 amino acids)
Biological process (GO): protein import into nucleus
Cellular component (GO): cytoplasm; nucleus
Molecular function (GO): nuclear import signal receptor activity; small GTPase binding
Source: RefSeq, a predicted model, not a curated record